This is a messenger RNA of Dromiciops gliroides (monito del monte), 2219 nucleotides long. It is a transcript of the gene SLC2A8, whose product is annotated as solute carrier family 2 member 8. Bases 526 to 1668 code for a protein of 380 amino acids. The transcript is spliced from 10 exons. Gene Ontology annotation, molecular function: transmembrane transporter activity. Gene Ontology annotation, biological process: transmembrane transport. Gene Ontology annotation, cellular component: membrane. Lineage: Eukaryota; Metazoa; Chordata; Mammalia; Microbiotheria; Microbiotheriidae. The record is from RefSeq and is a predicted model, not a curated record.
ACCCCGCCCCCAUGCCAGCUAAGGUCCGGCGGGGACACAAGCUCCGCCCCCUUCCCACCCUGCUCGCGAGGUUCCGCCCCCACGCCGGGAGCUGGGCUCCCUGGCCGGGUCGGCCCGGAUUGUGGCUGGCGCUGUGACUGCGGCCUCAUCUUCCUGGGCUUGCGGCUGCAGGAGGUAGCAGCUGGGCGAGCGCCAUGGAAGACGAGACGACGCAGCCGCUGCUGAACAAAGUGGACCCGAGGUCCGAGGCAGAGGAACCGAGACCAAGCUAUCCCCCGCAGCACCUGCCGGGUCCGGGGUCUCUUCCUGGCAGCCUUCGCAGCCACCUUGGGCCCUCUCAGCUUUGGCUUCGUCCUGGGCUACAGUUCCCCUGCCAUCCCCAGCCUACGGAAGACCGGACCCGAGACCCUCCAACUGGACGAUGACCAGUCCUCCUGGUUCGGGUCCAUCGUGACUCUUGGGGCUGCUGUAGGAGGUGUGCUAGGUGGCUGGCUGGUAGACAAGACUGGAAGGAAACUGACCCUGAUGCUCUGCACAGUGCCUUAUGUUGUUGGCUUCAACUUGGUCAUUGGGGCCCAGAAUGUAUGGAUGCUGUAUGGGGGUCGCCUUCUGACAGGCCUGGCAAGUGGAGUCUGUUCCCUUGUUGCCCCGGUGUAUAUAGCUGAAAUAUCUUCCCCUGAAGUCCGAGGACUGCUUGGUUCCUGUGUGCAGCUGAUGGUCGUCAUUGGAAUCCUUGCAGCAUAUGUUGCAGGCCUGGCCCUGGACUGGUGCUGGCUUGCUGUUCUGGGCUGCGUCCCACCAUUCUUCAUGCUGCUGCUCAUGUGUUUCAUGCCUGAAACCCCAAGGUUCCUGCUGAUUAAGCAUAAAGAGCUGGAAGCGGUAGCUGCGAUGAAGUUUCUAUGGGGGGUAGAGCAAGAACAGGAAGUAGAAGAGAAUGAAAGCAGUCAUGAGGACCAGGGAUUUCAUCUGGCAAGACUGAAGAAUCCAGCGAUUUACAAGCCUUUUCUCAUCGGCCUGUUGCUGAUGGCUUUCCAGCAAUUCUCUGGGAUCAAUGCUAUGAUGUUUUAUGCACAGACAAUUUUUGAACAAGCCAACUUUAAGGACAGUAGCCUUGCCUCAGUCAUUGUGGGGGUCCUGCAGGUGGUCUUCACUGCCAUUGCCGCCCUUCUUAUGGAUAGAGCCGGCCGGAAGAUACUCCUGUCAAUAUCAGGUGCUAUCAUGGCUCUGAGCUGCAUAAUGUUUGGCAUCUACUUUAAAAUUUCUCUCCCAACUCCUAACAACUCUUCAAAUCCUGACCUCCUCACAACCUUGAAUUCCGAGACUGUAGGAGCCAGCCCUGGACUGCCAUGGCUAGCAGUGUCUAGCAUGGGAUUCUUCCUCAUAGGUUUUUCUCUAGGCUGGGGUCCCAUCCCCUGGCUGCUGAUGUCUGAAAUAUUCCCCCUCCAAGUCAAGGGACUGGCCAGUGGUGCUUGUGUUCUCACCAGCUGGAUCAUGGCCUUUCUGGUAACUAAAGAAUUCAGCAGUCUCAUGAGUUUUCUGACUCCAUAUGGAACUUUCUGGCUUUUUUCUGCCUUCUGCAUCCUCAGUGUCAUUUUCACAUUACUCUUUGUUCCUGAAACAAAGGGAAAGACUUUGGAGCAAAUUGAAGCUCAUUUUCAAGGAAGGUGAUGACCUUCUGAUUGAGAGUGUCCUUGCCAAGCAAGGGAAGACUGCCUGAUCAUAAUGGAAGAAUGGUGAUUUUAAAAUGGGGUUCUUUUGUAUUCCCAAUAAGCAUAAUCUUUCUCCAGGACUCUCAGGCCUUAUGUGGAACUGAGAGAGCCAAUACAGAAUAUAUGUGAAAAUAAGUGUUUGAUUGCUGCUAAAUCUAGUCCAAGUAGAUUUUUUUUUCCCCCACAAACCAACGCCACAGUUCCUCAAGUACCCUCAUUCUUGAGCGGGUUUUAACCCAGUUAUAUGGGGUAGGAUCUAUGGUUCCUGUUGGAGUUCAUUCCCAUUUAAUUCCUGGUUAAAUUGGCAUGAGGGGGAAAAAACUACAGGAACCAUGAAAUCUUAGCAUUGGUCUCUUUCAUCCAUGCAUUUUCCUUUGAAUAAGGAAAGGAAUGAGAUUCAGCUAUUGCAUCCAUCUCCCUCUCUUCAGACUAACAAAGAAUUUUAGGAAUUGAUUCUCGUCCAGAUGAUUUUUAUCUUUGGCAAUAUUCUAAUCAAGAAGUAUGUUUGUU